CAUUCCCACUGUUCGGGAUCCUGCAUUCACUAUAUCUGGUCUCCCCGGACCCUGCAUUCACUAUAUCCGGUCUCCCCGGACCCUGCAUUCACUAUAUCCGGUCUCCCCGGACCCCGCAUUCACUAUAUCCGGUCUCCCCGGACCCUGCAUUCACUAUAUCUGGUCUUCCCGGACCCUGCAUUCACUAUAUCUGGUCUUCCCGGACCCUGCAUUCACUAUAUCUGGUCUCCCUGGACCCUGCAUUCACUAUAUCCGGUCUCCCCGGACCCUGCAUUCACUAUAUCCGGUCUCCCCGGACCCUGCAUUCACUAUAUCCGGUCUCCCCGGAACCUGCAUUCACUAUAUCCGGUCUCC
Molecule: messenger RNA, 354 nt
Organism: Staurois parvus
Lineage: Eukaryota; Metazoa; Chordata; Amphibia; Anura; Ranidae
Source: the annotation of a GenBank genome assembly